GCGGCUGCUGCUUCCGUUCAGUGAGACUCUAUGAUGAAAGCGCCUUCCCCCUUCUGUGGAGGGUACGCCGCCUCAUGACCAUUUGCCCUGCUUUUGUUUCUCAUCGUCACCAAAAACCAAUCGUUCUAUUAUCAUAGGCAUUCAUCCAGUCCACUCUUUACCGAAUAGUAGAUUUGGCCGGGUCAUUACUAUCUCUCGUCUCUCAAUGGCAGCGACAACCAACCAGCAGGCGGUCGUGGGCGCGGGCGACGGCACAUCAUCAACCACAGACCAAGCAAGGGCGGCCUCGCCCAGCCACGGGCGACAUGGCGAUGCGCCAUCGACAGCGGAUGCCUCGCCAACAGGGCGAACCUCAACAUCCUCGCCUGUGACCGGCCGAUUGCGAGGCCUCUCCAAUUCUUUCGAGCAGUCUGGCCUCCCUGAGGGCUUCUCUGCCGCCACUGGCCACAUUGCGUCAACCAUCUUUGCGAGUCGACCAGCCAAGGCCUUAGCCACGCCUGCUGCCAGGGAAGCCAAAGUCAGCGGCUCCUCCACGAUACAGGAGGAAUCGUGCAAGGACACGCCAUCGCGGGCCGAUACAGAGCGCAACCUCACUAACGUCACCAAAUUCUCACAAGAGCCAGCUGCCACGGCUCCGUACCGCAAUGGCUACCACUUUCCUCCGCCUCACAGCGCCUGGCAGUCUACCAAGUUAGGACUUGUUGCGUUCUGGGAGUACUUUACAACCCCCUUGGGCUUUGUCGUGACGAUCUACGGACUCAACAUUGUGGCAUGGGGCGGCAUGCUGUUCUUGCUCCUGUGCAAUGCCUCCCCAGCCAUGUGUUAUCCCACCUGUAACGACAUCAACUCGCCCAGGAGGAAGUGGAUAGAAUGGGACUCCCAGAUACUAAACGCCCUGUUCUGUGUGACAGGCUUUGGUCUCGCGCCCUGGCGCUUCCGCGAUCUCUACUACCUAAUGAAAUAUCGACUGCGAGGAAGCCACGUUCACCUGCGCCGGCUCGCGGGCAUCCAUGCCGGCUGGUUUCGACUGCAAGGGUCCGACACGCUUGACCCAAGCAUUGGGCCCAAGACCGAGCCGACAAAUGUCGACGAACAUCUCGUGCCGUUUCCCUUGACCAAGACACCCAAUCCACCGCUGACGGGGGUUCGCGCACCGCCCACCAAGCUCUGGAAGCUCGACCUCGUCAUCUGGCUCAUGGUGUGGAACACGUUCUUCCAGAUUUGUCUCGCGGCCUUCAUGUGGGCGAUGAACCGGUACGAUCGGCCGAGCUGGACGACGGGACUCUUCGUCGGCCUCGCCUGCGUUGUGGCCGGCUACGGAGGAUGGAUCAUGUUUGCCGAGGGCAAGAAAGUCAAGAGCGUCGAGGGCGUCCCCGUGAGCGCAGAGGAUCUCGAGCGUCUGAAUCAAGAUCGCGAACUGGGGAUAUACCACUACAAUAACAUCGCUGGCAAGGAGGAGAAGCACAGCAAGAAGGCGGGGCGGAAUGAUAACGACGAGCACAUCAGUUAGCAGUGCAUCGAUCGCGGACAACCCUAGACACUUUAGAAUAGAGCACGCAUUCCAUUGGAUGGGAAAACGUGCGGUGCUCCAUGAUUAUAAUUAUUGAAGUAAUCAACACCCAGACCAUGAGAUCGUAGCAUGAUCCUUAUAGAUGCGUCGUUCUCGCACUCGGCGCUCGCCCCGCCUGUUGGCACAUACCCGGAAGGAGCCUGCCUGUUUCACAUGACCCAGGCGUCUGACCUCGAAUAGCGUCCUUGAUAAGUCGGGGUACGCCUCGAUUCUUUUCUCUAACAGCAUGCACUAAGUAACACGAGCAUAGUACGCACGUAACCCUCUAUUCACAACAGGAUCCGGCCGGAGGAACCGGCGACUGGAGGUGCAACGCCACACUUGCUGGCCUGUGCCUCAUUCACCCCCAGCCAGCAGUAACCCCAGUCUCACUCAACCAUCAAUCAUCAGACCCCGGUGACUUCACCACGUCUUUCAUCAAUCGUCUCGCCA
This is a messenger RNA of Emericellopsis atlantica, 2002 nucleotides long. RefSeq names its product alpha-L-rhamnosidase C. The transcript has 2 exons. NCBI's taxonomy places the organism in Eukaryota, Fungi, Ascomycota, Sordariomycetes, Hypocreales, Bionectriaceae. The coding region runs from base 206 to 1510 and encodes 434 amino acids. The record is from RefSeq and is a predicted model, not a curated record.